This is a messenger RNA of Marchantia polymorpha subsp. ruderalis, 5035 nucleotides long. The record is from the annotation of a GenBank genome assembly. NCBI's taxonomy places the organism in Eukaryota, Viridiplantae, Streptophyta, Marchantiopsida, Marchantiales, Marchantiaceae.
CAUUUCGCGCGGUCCACAACCUUUUAAUUUUCUCUCUGCCUGCCCCCGCUGCCCGCACGUCCCUCGUUCGUUCUCCUCCCUCUUCCUCCUGGUUCGAUUGCUGGUGCUCUUCAGUUCGACUCCAUUUUCUUCCUCCCUGCUUCCCAGUCCGUUCACUCUGUUUCCCUCUUCUCUCUUUCCUAUCUGUGGCACUCCCCUUUCCGACGGACCUUGCCUUCCCUUUCAUUUCCUUUCCUCUUCGUCUCUCUCUUCCCUCCGAGUGCCGCUGUUCCUUAGAGAGAAGUCUGCACCUUUCCCUUUCCUUGUGCUCCCCUUGCCUGUCUGCUGCUGCGCUUGUGCUGUGCUCGGGGUCUGGGCUCUCCUCGUUGCUAAGCUUCUGACCGAGGAGGAGGAGGAGGUGGUGGUACACAACGUAGGGCAUGCUCAGGACAGCAGGUUAGAGAGGCAUAACAGGCAUGCACGCUGUGUGGUCUUGCCACACGCGCGAUAAAAGUCGCGAGGGAAGGGAGCUUGUGUGUGUGGAAUAGUCGGGUGUUUAGGUUUUUGACAGGUUGGAGGACAGGACAAGCUUCAGGGAUUGCGAUAGGUGCAAAGGCGCAGGGAUGGAGGUUGUUGAACUAUCAUUGGAGCAGUGAAUAUUUGAAGGCUACGGGGAACAGUGCGGGCGAAGACGGAGCAGUGUCUUUGUGGAGCUGUGGUUUAACAGUAGGGUAUAGUCGGUGGAAUAUUGUGCUAGUGUAGGACAGGAAAGGAAAGGUUGCAGUUCAGGAUCGCGCGUUGGUAGUUGUAGUUUUCUGGUGAACCUGAUGUUAGGGUGUGGGAGAAAGUCGGAGAAUUGGACGAAGUGGGGAGGAUGGAGGGAGAGGUGAUUGGAAGGGAUUGUUUUAUGGAAAUAGGCGCGGAGUACAGGGCGGUCACUUCUAGAGCGCUGUUUAGAAAGGAUAGGGUUAUUAGCUGGCUUGAAGAGAAGAGUUUGGGUUGGAGAGUCUCGAAUAGUUGCGAAGUUGUGUUUUGGUUGUGAGCUUCAAGCUAGCUCCACUAUCUCACUAUUGUCGCGGUGAGUGUGUCGCACCGUCGUUUCCCAUUCCACUGUUACCAAGUAACCGAAUUACGCUUCACAUCCACAGUCAAAUAAUAUUGGGUAUGUGUUGGUCGCUUCAACUCUCGGAGCACGGAUUUUCUCCAGUAUUUUUUCUUCCUACUUGCAGUCCAUCUCGGUUGCUUCUACAUCCAAAACUGGUAAAGGGGCCGUAUACAUGACCGUCUCAGCAAGCCGCACAAACCCCAUGGAUUUCAACUAUCUUCAGUACAGGGUAAUUACUACAGGCAAGGAGGAGAUAGGGAUAGGAGAAAUGCUGUAUUUAUCGAGUGGGUGGGCGAUUGUCAGCUUGUCUCGAUUGUGAGUGCCACCAGAAGUGUUUGGGCAGCGUCCUCACUUGAAAGGGCAACCCUGGUCUGUGAACCAGAACCUUGUUGUAAGCAGACUCCCAGUCAGGCAGGAGUGUGACUGCAAGUGCGGUUGAACCCUAUGUUACAAUCUCUGUAGUGGAUUGCUUGGCUUAACAAGCAUGUUCGCACAACUCUUUGAGCGUGUGAAGGUGUAUCGGUUGAAUGAUGGAGGAAAAUGGGAUGAUAAGGGUACCGGCCACGUAUCCCUCGAAUAUUUGGAGAGGUCUGAAGCAGUCGGAUUAGUUGUGAUCGAUGAAGAGAAUAAUCAAACUUUGCUGAUCCACCGUAUAUCUGCUGAUGACAUAUACCGACGUCAAGAAGAUACAAUUAUCUCAUGGACGGACCCAGAAGUUGCAACGGAUCUGGCCCUAAGUUUUCAGGAGACCAUGAGCUGUUCAUACAUCUGGGAUCAGAUUUGCAGCGUUCAAAGAUCCAUCCAAUUUCCUGCUGUCGGAGCUUUGGACAGUGUGGCACGGCCAAUCAAUGAUGAUAUGGAACAUUCAGGCAUGUCUCAAGACGACGGCCUGCCACCAGUGGAGCUGGGCACCCUUCCUCAGCUCGUGAAGGCCGUAGCCGAGGUGGCGCAUUUUGAUCGUGAUCGAAUUGCGGCUUUGAUUCUUCGGGAGCAAAACUACAUCCGGAAAAUCAUCGAACUUUUCAGAACUUCUGAAGAUUUGGAGAAUUUAGAAGCGCUUCACAUGUUGUUCAAAACAGUGAAAGGAAUAAUUUCACUAAAUGAUGUACACAUAUUUGAUGAUAUCUUCAGCGAGGAGUAUAUAAUGGACAUUGUUGGUGCUUUGGAGUACGAUCCAGAGCUUCCCGUGAAACAGAACUAUCGUGCUUUCUUGAAGGAGCAAGUGAUUUACAAAGAGGUUGUACCAAUUCGAGACCCCAAUAUCCUCCUUAAAAUACACCAAACUUAUCGAAUCGGAUACAUCAAGGAUGUGAUACUACCACGGGUGCUCGAUGAUCAGACAUUCGCAACUUUCAACUCAAUCAUGCUUUUCAAUAAUGUGGCGGUCGUCUCGGCUUUACAGAACGAUAGCGGCUUUCUCAGCGAGCUGUUCACCAAGCUGUGGUCACCGAAUACAUCCGAAAGAGGCAGAAGAGACCUGAUUCUCUUUGUGCAAGAAUUCUGCAAUCUCAGCAAGCAUCUGCAGCCUGCUCUGCGAAAUCAGCUAUUGGGAGCAUUGGUUGCGGAGGGUCUUUUUGACAUUGUUACCAACACCCUUCAAAGCGCAGAUGAGAGUGUUAGAUUGAGCGGAAGCGACAUAUUGAUUGUGGUUUCAAACCACCGGCCUCCUUUGCUGCGUGCUUUUCUCGUGCAACAGCAGGGCCAAGUCCUGUUCAGCGUAUUGGUCAAAGGGAUGUUGACACCUGGAGAAGGAGGGUUUCAGUCACAACUUCUGGAGAUUAUGCGCACCCUUCUGGACUCGGACACAAUGGAUCCGGCCCAGACGGAUAAGUUCCUCGAUGUAUUUUAUGACAAAUAUAUGGAUCAACUGAUUGAAGUUUUAACAGCCGGAUGCCCUUUAAAGGGAGUUGGCGGCGAGCCGAGCAAACAACCGUCUCCUUCACCGUCUCCUUCCCCAUCACCAUCUCGUGUUCCUGCUCCUCUUGUUCCAUUCAUACCAAAGAGUUCAAUCACGCCUGAAAUUUUGAUGAGCAUCUGUGACCUCAUGUGCUUCUGCGUGCAACACCAUAGAUUCCGGAUAAAAUACUAUGUAAUGCGGAACAAUGUUGUGGAGAAAAUAUUGCGGCUUACUCGUAGGAAGGAGAAGUACUUGGUUGUUGCUGCCGUUCGCUUCCUGCGGACUUGCAUCGCCCUAAAGGACGAAUUUUACAACCGGUAUCUGGUAAAAAAUAACCUCUUUCAGUCUGUUAUUCAAGCAUUUCUCGCGAAUGGCAAUCGCUACAAUCUUCUAAAUUCAGCCGUCCUUGAGCUGAUCGACUUCAUCCGGAAAGAAAACAUUACCAUCCUCAUAUUGCAUCUAGUGGAGAACUUUUCAGAGAAACUGGAAUGCGUGGAUUACGUCGAGACUAUUCAAGCUCUAAAGUUGAAGUACGAGCAGUCACUAGAGGGAGUCUCUUCAAUUACUAGGGAGGCUGGAGGAGGUGUCACGAGUGGUGGUCCAGACCAUGGCUCUGUAAGAGUACGGGAGCGGAUGAAUCAGAUAGGAUCUUUGGCGGAUUCGAGAAAGCGGAGGGAUGAAAGAGCAUUAGACAAGGAUGAAGAAGACUACUUCAAUGAAGACAGUGACGAGGAGGAAGAUACAGCUUCUGCACAAGAGUCCACUCCAAGCCCACCUGUGCAGCCAAGUAUCUCCAACGGCAAUGUGCUUGUUGAUGUACCUUUCAGGAAUACUAGGAUAACCGGUUUGGUCGACUACGAGGAUGAGGACGAGGAAACUCCCGUUGGACUGGGAAGUAAUGGGAAGGAGGGUUCUUUCGAUCGGAAGGUUGACAGCAUACUUCCCCCUUUACCAAUAUCUGAUCAAAUAUGGCCUGAGAUGGAGGAUGUACCUGUGAAACGCAAGGUAAGUCCCUCUCUUGAGUCAGAAGAAACACUCGAAGCCGCAGCUGCCAAGAGAAGAAAACCGGAGUGCGAGCAAGCGAAGGACGCUGUCGAUAUGUCAGUUGCUGGGGACGCCGAGAAUUUGCCUUCUCAUUCACCAAUAGUCAACGACACAACAGAGUCAUCUGACAUCAGUAAAUUGGAUGAAAAAGUGGAAAUAGUAGUUGGAGAGGACAAGGAGAACGCGAACAUGUCUAUCGAUCAUAGUGGGGAUGAGAAGCGGCAAUCAGAGGGUGAAACUCCUUCAGGCACACCCUCAGGUAGUGAAGUCGAAGGGUCUAACGGGUUCGAGAGUAGGAGAAGGGGUGCAGAUUGUGAGUGUGGGAGCGAGAAGGAGAGUACCCAGGGUGACUGCAAAGGAUCACUUGAAGGGUCUGAGAGAGUAGGAGUUGGAGCCAAGGAAAACAACACGCACCCUUUGAGUCUAGGUAGUGACGCGAAACUGGCGAGUUUAGGAAACGAGAUCUUAAGGGGAGGAACUCAGCCUUCACCGGGGCCAUAUACGGUUCGAUAGUCAUGUUUUUGGUAGAUAUUGGGCUUCCUCUUUUUCUUAUUAAACAUCGGAUUCCCUGUACAAGUUUGCAGGCUGCCCAUUGUAGUCUCAUCACAUUUCUCUUCCACUUUUUCUUGAAUUGAAGCAAUAGCUGGUGUUUGUGCGGAUGGGUGAGAGAAUGCAGAGCGGGAAAGGAAUCUGGAUCAAAUUUGUGUAGACUAGGAUUCAAGUGCCCCUGUGAUUGUUGGGUCAACUUGGUAUUGACGGCAUUGGAGGAUAUGUACUUCGUAAUCAGGUCAUAGAAAGCCCUCAUUGGGGCAUUGUUACUUGUAUGUCAAAGUAAAGUUGUUGGGAGCAAAUCAUGGGUUCCUUGUAUUGUUGGAAGCAAGUCAUCAUGUUUCAUCUGCCAAGGAACCAGCAGUGUACAUACACGGAGGUCUGUAUUUUGAAGGAGUGGAAUGAUAUUUUCUUCCACGCAGAUGCGAUCUGACACUCAUGUGUACAUGUUCAUGAACUUA